Molecule: messenger RNA, 856 nt
Organism: Calliphora vicina (urban bluebottle blowfly)
Lineage: Eukaryota; Metazoa; Arthropoda; Insecta; Diptera; Calliphoridae
Gene: Ski6
Product: exosome complex component Ski6
Exons: 1
Coding region: 79-828 (249 amino acids)
Biological process (GO): nuclear mRNA surveillance; poly(A)-dependent snoRNA 3'-end processing; rRNA catabolic process
Cellular component (GO): nucleolus; cytoplasmic exosome (RNase complex); nuclear exosome (RNase complex)
Source: RefSeq, a predicted model, not a curated record
AAAGUUAGUUGAUUUGUUUUAAUUUUUUUGACAACACGCGGUUUUUUAUUAUAAAAUUUCAUUGAAUUUAAACAAAAAAUGUCUAAUUUUGAGUUAUUAAGUGACCAAGGUCUACGUUUAGAUGGCCGUAGGCCCCAUGAGUUACGCAGAAUCAAAUGUAAAUUGGGAGUUUUUGAACAACCGGAUGGAAGUGCCUAUUUGGAGCAAGGCAAUACCAAGGUAUUGGCCGCUGUAUAUGGACCCCAUCAAGCUACCACUAAAAAGUUGGAUGUGAAUGAAGUGGUCAUUAAUUGUCAAUAUAGCAUGGCCACCUUUUCCACAGCCGAGAGAAAAAAUCGUCCUCGGGGAGAUCGUAAAUCACAAGAAAUAACUUUAUACCUUAGGCAGGCGUUAAGAGCAGCCAUUAAAACUGAAUUAUAUCCCCGUUCACAAAUUGAUGUUUAUGUAGAAGUUUUACAGGCUGAUGGUGCUAAUUAUGCAGUGGCUUUAAAUGCCGCCACAUUGGCUUUGGUUGAUGCCGGUAUAUGUCUCAAAGAAUACGUGGUAGCAUGUACUGCCUCUUUAAGUAAAAACAAUAUACCUCUAACGGAUGUCUGUCAUUUUGAAGAAGUUUCUGGUGGUCCAACAUUAACCGUGGCUUCUCUACCAAACUCUAAUAAAAUUGCUUUUAUGGAAAUGUCCCAACGUUUUCAUUUGGACAAUUUGCCCAAAGUUAUGGAACAGGCUUUAGCAGGCUGUCGUGAAAUUCAAGCUAUUAUGGAAACAGCUGUGCGUAAGCAUUUAAUGCAAAUGGGUUCUGCCGGAGAUUGGAGUAACAUAGCAAAAUAAAAACAAAACAAUUUAUUGAAAACAAAAA